AUGAUGAAUGACGUAGGUAGAAAGGUGGGUUUGGCAUGUUGUAUUGUUUUGCUUGUUGUGUAUGAAGAUUUCGGUGAAUUGGAGGUUGGAGAUGAUGGUUCUAUCAAUGGGGAUCAGAGACUAUGGCUGCUAAACAGAAGGAGAAGGAGUAAGAAUGGUGCUGAUGACAUCGCAGAGACUAUUCACCGGAUGGUGGAUGCGAUGCAGCCACCUAUAGCAGCGCAGCAUAGAAUGGCGAUUGCACCAGAAGCUAUGAAACAGCAACACCACCAACAAAAACAAGAGCACAAGUUUCGCGGCGUGCGGCAGCGGCCAUGGGGACGGUGGGCCGCCGAGAUAAAAGACCCUAUACGGCGGAAACGAGUGUGGCUUGGAACCUUCGACACGGCAGAAGAAGCAGCUGUGGUUUACGACAGAGCAGCUAUAAACCUCAGAGGUGCCGAUGCUGUCACUAAUUUCAUCAAACCGCCGUUGAAAGAGUGUGAAAGUGGGCCUUGGAUGGAACCUUUGUCUUUGGAAGAAACAUUCAAAGAAGAAGUGUUUGAUGGGUUAAACGAUGAAGUUGAUAGUUUCUUGUUUUCUGAUCAUGUUCUUUAUGAGCAACCUCUUCCUACUGUGUUUUCUAACAUUGAUGUUUCGUUGGAUGAGGAUCUUGAAUCAUGUAAAUGGGAUGUAGAUAGCUUUUUCACUGAUGAUACUUUUCAAUAA
Messenger RNA from Vigna unguiculata (cowpea), 708 nucleotides. Its product is annotated as ethylene-responsive transcription factor CRF1-like. The record is from RefSeq and is a predicted model, not a curated record. Lineage: Eukaryota; Viridiplantae; Streptophyta; Magnoliopsida; Fabales; Fabaceae.